Sorex fumeus (smoky shrew) is the source of this 1050-nucleotide messenger RNA. Its product is annotated as HLA class I histocompatibility antigen, alpha chain E-like. Gene Ontology annotation, cellular component: external side of plasma membrane. Bases 46 to 1050 code for a protein of 334 amino acids. The record is from RefSeq and is a predicted model, not a curated record. Gene Ontology annotation, molecular function: peptide antigen binding; signaling receptor binding. NCBI's taxonomy places the organism in Eukaryota, Metazoa, Chordata, Mammalia, Eulipotyphla, Soricidae. The transcript has 6 exons. Gene Ontology annotation, biological process: immune response; antigen processing and presentation of endogenous peptide antigen via MHC class Ib; antigen processing and presentation of endogenous peptide antigen via MHC class I via ER pathway, TAP-independent.
CUCCGCCCACCUGGCUGGACUUGGGACGCUUCCUAGGGGCGCGACAUGGAGCUGUGGUCGCUCCUGUUGCUGCUCUCGGGGCCCUGGGCCCUGGCCGAGGCCUGGGCAGGCGCGCACUCCCUGCGCUACGUCUACACCGCGGUGUCCCGGCCGGGCGGCGGGCAGGCGCGGUACUUCCUCACGGGCUACGUGGACGGCGAAGAGUUCGUGCGCUUUGACAGCGAGCGGGCGGGCGCGCGGAUGGAGCCGCGGGCGGCGUGGAUGCAGCGGGAGGGGCCCGAGUACUGGGAGUCGCAGACAGGAAUCGCCAGGAGCAACGCUCAGAUCUACACGGAGCGCCUGGACAUCCUGCGGGGCUACUACAACCAGAGCGCGGCCGGGUCUCACACCCUCCAGAGCAUGUUUGGCUGCGAGGUGGACGCUGACGGGCGCUUCCUGCGGGGGUAUCGGAGCUACGGCUAUGAUGGCAACGACUACCUGACCCUGAACGAGGACCUGCGCUCCUGGACCGCGAAGGACACCCCGGCUCAGAUCUCCAAGCAAAAAAGGGAGGAGUACCGUGAGGCAGAGAUCUACAGGACCUACCUGCAGGUGGAAUGCGUGGAGUGGCUUCAACAGUACCUGAACAAAAGGAAUGAGAUCCCGCAAACAGAACCUCCCAAAUCACACAUAACCUACCACCCCUUCUCGGAUCGUGAGGUCACCCUGAAGUGCUGGGCUCUGGGCUUCUACCCUGAGGAGAUCACCCUGACCUGGCAGCUUGAUGGGAAGGAACUGAUCCAGGACACAGAGCUGGUGGAGACCAGGCCUUCCGGGGACGGAACCUUCCAGAAGUGGGCGGCUGUGGUGGUGCCUUAUGAAGAGGAACAGAGAUACGCUUGCUAUGUGCAGCACCCGGGGCUGCCGGAGCCUGUCACCAUGAGAUGGGGGUGCCUGAGAGGUACCGUGCAGACCAAGGUCACCAGCACCCCCAGCUUACCGCAUCCUCCCCAUCCCCCACUCCAUGGGUACUACUGUGACCCUGAUAAAGACACCUGUCAGCUGCUCUGA